AUGCUUAAGAACUCUACCUGGAAGCUCGAGGAGACUAACUUGGCCGAGUUUGGAGGCCAGCUCGAGAAGGAGCACCGCAAGGAGGAAGGCUCACUCGAGGAGGCCUGGGGAAAGGAGACCGGCGUCGGUUCCCAGACCGGUCUCUGGAUCUGGCGCAUUGAGAAGUUCCAGGUCGUCGCUGUCGCCAAGAAGGACUAUGGUCACUUUUACAACGGCGACAGCUACAUCAUUCUCAACUCGUACCAGAAGAAAGACUCGGAUGUGAUUCUUCACGAUAUUCACUUCUGGCUCGGAAACGACACUAGCCAGGACGAGGCUGGAACCGCUGCCUACAAGACCGUUGAGUUGGAUGACUACUUGGAUGGCAAGCCCGUUCAGCACCGUGAGGUUGAUGGAUUCGAGUCAAAGCAAUUGUUGUCGUACUUCAAGACCUUCUCGACCCAGAAUGGAGGUGUCGAGACUGGAUUCCACCACUGGACUGAGCCCGAGUACCCCUCGCGCCUGUUGAUUGUCAAGUCUGCCCCCGUCAAUGGCGGUCACCGCUCGUCGGUUGUUGUCCGCGAGGUGGCCAACUCGAUGAUCAACAGUGGUGAUGUCUUUAUUGUUGAUACUGGCAAGGUCCUCUACCAGUGGAAUGGAAAGAAGAGCUCUGGUAUUGAGAGGGUCAAAGCUGCCGAGUAUGCCCAUGGCAUUGAGGCUGACCGUUCUGGAGAUGUCACCGUCGAGACCUUUGACGAGGGCGACCGUGAUAGCAAGGUUUUCUGGGCUGCCCUUGGUGGCGAGGUUGAGGUCAAGGAUGCUGAGGAGGUCGCUGACGAGCCUGAGUAUGUCAAGAAGCUGUACCGCCUGAGCAACGCCGGCGGAAAGCUCGAGUUCACAAAGGAGGGAUCGGGUCCUGAGGUCAACAGCGGUCUCUUGGAUUCGAACGAUGUCUUUAUUCUGGAUGUUCAGCACGAAAUCUUUGUGUGGGUCGGAGCCAACGCCAACGCCGUCGAACACAAGAACGGCAUCCACUAUGCCCAGCAGUACCUCAAGAGAGAGGGUCUCCCUUCUCAGACCCCCAUCUCCAAAGUUAUGGAGGAGGGCGACCAUACCAUGUUCGACAAUGCCUUGAACCGUUUCUAA
Molecule: messenger RNA, 1125 nt
Organism: Linnemannia hyalina
Lineage: Eukaryota; Fungi; Mortierellomycota; Mortierellomycetes; Mortierellales; Mortierellaceae
Source: the annotation of a GenBank genome assembly